CAGCAAACUGAGCGACAACCUCGUACAACAGUUCCUCCUCCCAGACCAGACCCCUCCGAUCCUCGAGGCCGAGAUGUCCCUCCGGGCCGAGAAGCUGAUCAGCAACAGCAGGCAAGGCCGCAAUUCAGCCCAGUCGGACCACACGUCCUCGCCUCUGAGGCACAUCGUCAGCCCCGACCCCGCCAAUAGACCAGAAUCCAGACCAGCGGUAACACCGGAGCCGCCGCCAAAGCAGAAACAGGAUAUGACGUCACAGAAGGAGAGCACGAAGGUGCCGCAGGCUGAGCAGAAGAAGGAGGAGAGGAUAGAGAAGGUGCAGCAGGUGCAGAAGAAGGAGGAAGAGAUGGAGAAGAGGCAGGAACCAGAGGGACGGCAAGCAGAUGCAACCAUAACAGAGCAGGACAGGAGAGAGGUGAGGGAUGUUUGGUACGAAGCUGGAACUGUGUGGUUUGCCAACAAGGACGGUUUCAACCUCGCCACUCAGCUGAAGCCAGAUGAAGGGACACCUGAACUCCCAGAAGGCCGAGUGAGGGUCCGCCUGGAGACAGACGGGUCGCUGCAUGAUGUCACAGAAUAUGAAAUCGAGAAGUGUAACCCCUCAGAGCAGGAUCUCUGUGAGGACCUGAGCGACCUCCAGAGCGUGAACGAAUGCGGAGUCCUGCACACGCUGACCAGUCGAGUUAAAGCCAACAUGCCGCUCACAUUCGCAGGACCCAACUUGGUGAACUUCUGGCCUCCGUUACAGGCCCACAGCAAGACUCCAAAGUCCCGGCGAGGGGAGUCGGUGUGGGACGCUCCUCCGGCUCUGGCCGCUCUGGUCAAACGGGUGUAUGUGUCCGUGGUCGGCACCCGGAGAGACCACAGCGUGUGUGCGUUCGGGCGCAGCGGGACCGGCAAGACCACGGCAUGCCAAGCCUUCACGCAUGCUCUCCUCAAACAAGCCGGUACAACCAUGGAGAACAUCAGCGUGGAGCGCGUGCAGGCUAUGUUCACCAUCCUCAGGUCCUUUGGCUGCGUGAGCUCUCCGCACAGUGACGCUUCGUCUCGGUUCGCCAUGGUGUUCUCGCUGGACUUUAACCACGCCGGACAGGCUGCUGCUGGACACCUACAGACGAUGAUGUUGGACAAAUGGAAAGUGUGUCAGAAAACUCAGGGAGAGAGUAACUUCCUGGUUUUCUCUCACAUGCUGGCAGGAAUCAGCACAGAGAUGAGGACAGAGCUGCAGCUGCACCAGCUGCCUGAAUCCAACUCUUUUGGUAUUGUUCAUCCCACUAAGGUUGAGGAGAAGCAGCGAGCGUCCGUUGCCUUCACCAAGCUGCUGACUGCCAUGGAAACGCUGGGCUUCUCAGCCGGCGAGCAGAAGGCGAUAUGGCAUGUUCUGGCUGGUAUUUACCAUCUGGGGGCUGCCGGGGUCUGUAAAGUGGGCAGGAAACAGUUUGCAAAUUUCGACAGCGCUCAGGUGGCCAGCAGCGUGCUGGGCAGCGAGGGAGAGGACCUGCACACCGCCGUCUUCAAACAUCACCUCCGACAGCUGCUGCAGAGAGCCACCGGGGGCAGCAGAGAGAGGAACGCUGCAGCGGAGUCGGAGGAAGGUCCCAAGCUGACAGCUGUUCAGUGUGUUGCUGGGAUGGCUGCUGGACUCUAUGAAGAACUGUUCACCUCCAUAGUCUCACUCAUCAACAGGGCUCUGAGCGGUAAGCAGCUGACGUUAGCCUCCGUGAUGGUGGUGGACACGCCGGGCCUGAGGAACCCCAGACAUACCGCGGAGGAACGAGGAGGCAGCUGGUCCGAGCUCUGCCACAACUACCUGCAGGAGAGGCUGCUGGAGCAUUACCACACACACACCUUCACACACACGCUGGAGAGAUACGUACAGGAGAAGGUUCAUGUGGACUUUGAGUGUCCGGAGAGCAGCCCGGCGGAGGUGGUGUCUGCCAUCGACCAGCCGCCUCCACAGAUCCGGGCGGCAGAUGGAGACCCUAGAGGUCUUUUAUGGGUUCUGGAUGAGGAGAUGGUCACACCAGCCUCCAGUGAGAACGGCGCCCUGGAGAGAGUCUGCCAGUAUUACAGCAGCACUGUACGUCAGUGCGAGCAGCCGCUACAGUGUGAGGUGAACCACCUGAUGGGCCGUGACCCGGUCCGCUACGACCUGACUGGAUGGUUCAGUCUGAUCCAGAACAACCCGUCUGCUGUCAACGCCAUCUGUCUGCUCCAGAACUCCACCAUAGGGGUGGUGAAGGCCAUGUUUACCCCAAAAAUCUCUGUGCCCCCCAUGUGUCGAGGUCUGGGGGGGCUGGAGGGCAGCAGCCAGCGCUCUCUGCAGAGGAACGGCACCAUCAGGAAAACCUUCAGCGGGGGGAUGGCGGCCAUACGCAGACACUCCCAAAGUAUCGCAGUGAAACUACAGGCCGACGCUCUGGUGAAUCUGAUUCGUCGAGCCCGGCCGGUGUUCCUGCAGUGUGUAAGUGCGAAGACCGACGGCGGAAGCUUUGAUGUCCCGGCCCUCAGAGUCCAGCUGCACUCCACACAGAUCCUGUCGUCCCUGCAGCUCUACCGCACAGGUUAUCCGGAGCACAUGACUCUGAGUGACUUCAGGUGUCAUUUCCAGGCUUUGUCUCCUCCGAUAAUGAAACGUUACGCUUCCAUGUUCGUCAGCCACGACGAGAGAAAGGCGGUGGAGGAGCUGCUGGUGGAGUUGGAUCUGGAUAAAAAGAGCGUCGUAGUGGGAGCCAGCAGGGUGUUUAUGAAGCGAGGUGUGCUGCGUUACCUGGAGCAGCAGAGGGAUCAGCAGGUCACCGGCUGGCUCGUUUAUCUACAGGCCUCCUGCAUGGGACACCUGGCCCGACAGAAAUACCGCAAACUCAAGGUGCAGCAGAUGGCAGUCAGGUGUCUGCAGAGGAACCUGAGGGCUAUGAGGGUCGUGGCCAAGUGGAGCUGGUGGAAACUUUUCUGCCGAGUUCGUCCCAUGCUGGCCGUCAACAUGGACAAUAUGAGGCUCAGGGCUAAAGAGGAUGAGAUAUCAGCACUGAGACGCCGUCUGGAGAAAUCAGAGAAAGAGAGGAAUGAGCUGAGGCAGACUGCAGACAGCCUGGAGACCAAGGUUACAGCUGUGACAUCUGAGCUAAGCGAUGAGCGUUUCCGUGGUGACGCGGUGGGUCAGGCUCUGGAUGUGGAGAGGGCAGAGAGACUUCGGCUCAGCAGGGAGAACAAAGACCUGCAGGCUCGUCUAGACCAGUGUAAAGUCACCAUGGAAACCCUGGAGAAGCAGCUGGAGGAGGAGAAACAGAAAGCCCAGAUCGCUGAGAGUCACAGAGGAGCAGGGACAGAAAGUGAGCUGGCCAUGCAGCUGGAGUGCUGCCAGACAGAGGUUGAGUUUGUCCGCAGACGGCUGAAGCAGACGGAGGAAAAACUGGAGGCAGAGCGACAAACCCGACAACAGCUCGAUACCAAGGUGGCUGCGUUACAGGCCCAGCUGGAGCAGUCCAGAAGGAGUGGGACAGAACUGAAACGACACUGUCGCCGCGUGACCUCUGACCUCCAGGACGCCCGAGUCCUCACCGACAGUCUGCAGAGCCGGAUGCAUGAACUGGACCGCAAACAGAGAAGGUUUGACAGUGAGCUGACGCAGGCCCUGGAGGAAGCCGACAAUGAGAGAGAGCAAAAGGACAAAGCGUUUCAGGAAAACACGGCUCUGGGGGCUGAAAUAUACGCCCUGCGCCGCAACCUGCAGGAGAGCCAGUCAGAGGUGGACCGUCUGCAGAAGCAGAAAGAGGAGUUGUGUGCUCAGAUCCGUGAUCUCAGUCUGCCGGUUGACCUCGCCGCAGAUUCACUACCUGACCUCAAGAAACAGCUUCGCCUCCUGGAGAGCCAGGCCAGCGAGAGAGCGGAGGAAGUCACCAAGCUCACUGCCAAAAUACAACAGCAGCAACAGAUCCACAUGCGUUUUGAGAUGGAGAUGGAGAGGAUGAAGCAGAUCCAUCAGAAAGAGUUGGAGGAUAAAGACGAGGAGUUAGAGGAUGUACACAAGUCCUCUCAGAGACGACUGAGACAAUUGGAGAUGCAGUUGGAGCAAGAGUACGAAGAGAAACAGAUGGUGAUUCAUGAAAAGCACGACUUGGAAGGACUCAUUGCAACUCUGUGUGACCAGGUGGGGCACAGAGACUUCGAUGUGGAAAAGAAGCUGAGGAGAGACCUGAAGAGGACUCAUGCUCUGCUGGCUGACGCCCAGCUGCUGCUCUCCACCAUCGACAACCCGGGCCAGAACCUUCCCAACGGCAGCAAGGAGCAGAUAGAGCGCCUGCACUGCCAGCUUGAGGAGAGCGAAGCGAGGCGCCUCGAGGCUGAGAGCAUCCAGACGACGCUCUCCCAGGAGCUGGAGAACACUCAGAUUGAACUGGAGAAUAUCUGCAAGCAUAAGAGUAUGGUGGAUGAGCAGUUAGCCUUGCUGCAGCAUGAAAAGGUGGAUUUGCUGAAGAGGCUCGAGGAGGACCAGGAAGACCUCAAUGAGCUUAUGAAGAAGCACAAAGCGCUCAUCGCACAGUCCUCCAACGACAUCUCACAGAUCAGAGAGCUACAAGCCGAACUAGAGGAGCUGAAGAAACAGAGGCAAUCUCUUCAGGAAGAGCUCCAGCAGAGUGUGUCGAGGGUGCAGUUCUUGGAGUCGUCCACUGUGGGGCGCAGCAUCGUCAGUAAACAGGAGGCGCGUGUAUGUGACCUGGAAAACAAGUUGGAGUUUCAGAGAGGGCAAGUCAAGAGGUUUGAGGUGCUGGUGUUGCGUCUGAGGGACAGCGUGGUUCGCCUGGGCGAGGAGCUGGAGCAGAGCGCCCAGGCUGAAGCUCGAGAGAGAGAGAACGCCCGCUACUACCUGCAGCGCCUGCAGGACAUGAGGCUGGAGAUGGAGGAUCUGACUCAGAGCGAGCAGGACAGCAGCCGCAGACGCAUGGAGCUGGAGAUGCAGGUGGAGGAGCUCUCCGCCGUCAGACAGGCGUUACAGGCCGAUCUGGAGACGUCCAUCCGCCGUAUCGUGGAUCUGCAGGCGGCGCUGGAGGAAGUGGAGUCGAGCGACGAGAGCGACACUGAAAGUGACUCGGUGUCCAGCGUCGGCUCUAUCGGGACGGAGGAUGUCGGGGAGGGGAUUCGUCAUUGGCUGGGAGUUCCUAGAGGAGGAUCCCGUGGCGGUGGCUCCGUAUACAGCGGUAGCACCAUCAGCGGGGGGCGGCAGUCUGUCGCUGACACCAUGAGCACCUACAGCUUCCGUUCUUGCGUGGACCCUGAUGAAGAAGGCUUUGAGGCUGGAGGAGCCGCUUCCAGAGGUCCCAGUCGAGCCCCGUCCUCCUCGGCCCUCUCCGAGCUGCUGGACGGACUUCGCAAGCGCAGAGCUGGCGCCGAUACGGCAGACGGAGCUGGCAGCACCAUCUCCCUGCCGAUUUAUCAAACGACCGGAGCUUCCACCCUCAGACGCAGAGCCUCCGCGCUCUCCCUCAGUCCAGACAACCUCCAGGAGCCCCGACCCGGCCCCAGCAUCCUCAAACCGCCCUCCCCGCGGCUGCCUCGCGCCGCCAGUGCUCGCUCCGUCAGCGACGCUCAGGCGUCUGCAGCGGCCUCCGCAGCCGGAGCCAAACUCUCUCGCUUCAACUCCAGCGACUCCCUCUCGUCGAUGCCCUCCCUGCCGCGCCUCUCCUCCUUGGCGUCCUCCCACGUCUCUCGUACCUCCCUGUCCAUCCCGGAGGAGGACUCGUUGGAACCGUUGCAGCGCUCCCCUCAGGCGCCGAGGCGGUGCAUGCUGGGGAGUUUAGUCACAGAGGACGGAGGUGAAGCUUCUCUGGGUUCAGAACCCAUGGUCUUCCAAAACCGCCGGCUGACCAGUGAUAACCGUGACGACGCAGCCUCCGACAUCUUGCCGGCCAUCCGGAGAGCUCAGUCCACCAGCAGCCUGGCCAGCUCCAUCAGAGGAGGCAGGAGGGCGCUGAGCGUCCACUUCGGAGAGCUGCCUCCUUCCACCCGGAGCAGGAAAGGCUCUGAAACGGAGUCCUCCAGCUCAGGUGGAUCAGGAGGAAGUUCUCAGGGUUCAGGAGGGUCAAGACGCAGGUUUGACAGGCCGCAGGGGGAAAGGCUGGAGGCAGAAGGCAGUGAGGGAGGAGACGUGGCUUCAGUCAUGAAGAAAUACCUCAAGAAGGAGAUUGACUGAGCCAGAUGAGCCUCUUUGUGUGUCCGUGUCCAGCUGCGAGCUUCACAGACAGACUGAGAGGACUUGUAGAGCUGCAAUCAAGGCUGAAUCAGAUACUUCAAAAGUCAACAAGGAUGUUUUUUUGUUUUUUUUUUGACUCUACAUACAUAUUGAUAUUAAAGCCACUGAAGUACAUUUGUCCACAAGCACUCAGUCAAACUGUAUUUUCAGAAAAAAACAUUGUUUGUAUAUGAAUAAAGAAUGAGUUGAACUUU
This is a messenger RNA of Thunnus maccoyii (southern bluefin tuna), 6441 nucleotides long. RefSeq names its product unconventional myosin-XVIIIb-like. The coding region runs from base 74 to 6187 and encodes 2037 amino acids. Lineage: Eukaryota; Metazoa; Chordata; Actinopteri; Scombriformes; Scombridae. The transcript has 40 exons. The record is from RefSeq and is a predicted model, not a curated record. Gene Ontology annotation, molecular function: protein binding; ATP binding; cytoskeletal motor activity. Gene Ontology annotation, cellular component: myosin complex.